Grus americana (Whooping crane) is the source of this 3030-nucleotide messenger RNA. It is a transcript of the gene STAT2, whose product is annotated as signal transducer and activator of transcription 2. The record is from RefSeq and is a predicted model, not a curated record. The coding region runs from base 136 to 2988 and encodes 950 amino acids. Gene Ontology annotation, biological process: regulation of transcription by RNA polymerase II; type I interferon-mediated signaling pathway; response to peptide hormone. NCBI's taxonomy places the organism in Eukaryota, Metazoa, Chordata, Aves, Gruiformes, Gruidae. The transcript is spliced from 24 exons. Gene Ontology annotation, molecular function: DNA-binding transcription factor activity, RNA polymerase II-specific; RNA polymerase II cis-regulatory region sequence-specific DNA binding.
GCCUCCGCCCCUUCCUCCCCCCGGGAGCCGGGAGCCACCCAGGGCGCGGAGGACGGGGCUGCCAGCCCGCCGUGCUCCUGCGGCCCAGCCCGAGCCAGAGCAGAGGGACCCUCGGGACCACCGUGCUGCGGCAGCAUGGCGCAGUGGCAGGAGGUGCAGAGUUUGGCCAACACCUACCUGGAGCAGGUCCACCAGCUGUACGCGGGGGCGGCGCUGCCCAUGGUGGUGCGGCAGUGCCUGGCCGCCUGGAUCGAGAACCAGAACUGGCGCCAGGCGGCCGAGCCGCUCUCCUCCCAUGCCCGGAUGCUCUUCCACUCCUUGCUGGCGCUGCUGGGCGAGCACCUGGGCAGCCCAGGGCUGGGCGGCGAGGACUUCAUGCUGAAGCACAACCUGCGCAAGGCCUGCCGCGAUCUCCAGGCUGAGUUCGAGGAGUGCCCGGAGAAUUUUGCUAACCUGGUGGCCAACCUGCUGCAGGAGGAGCGGCGGAUCCUGCGCCUGGGGCAGGCGGGGGCACAGGGAAAGGCCACCCCAGCGCCCAGCGCACCCCCAGAGAGCGACCGGGAGCAGCAGAUCCAGCGGCGCCUGGCCGAGUUCCACGUGGCCCUGCAGGAGGCUGAACGUGCCUUCCGGCACCUAGAUGACUUGCAGGAGGCCUUUGACUUCUGCUACAAGGUGCACUACCUACCGGGUGAGGACAGGACCAGCGACCCCCAGUACGCCCAGCAGGUCCAAGCCCUCGAGGCCAAGCUGCAGAUCCUGGACCGGCAGCGAUGGGAGGUGCUGGCUCAGAUACAGCAGCUUCUGGGGCGCAGCGAGACCCUGCGGGACUUCCUGCUGCAGGAGCUGGAGGCCUGGCGGGAGCGGCAGCAGCAGGCGUGCCUGGGGGCCCCCGUCGACACCCGCCUGCGCCCGCUGGAGACCUGGUUCACGGAGCUGGGCCAGGGGCUCUUCCAGCUGCUGCAGCUGCUGCGGGCGCUGGGGGACCUGCAGCGGAAGGUGACCUACGAGAGGGACCCGCUGAAGGCAGAGACCCCCCUCCUGGAGCGGCGGCUGCAGGAGCUGCUCACUUACCUGCUGAAGAGUGCCUUCGUGGUGGAGCAGCAGCCCAACAUGCCCAACGCCUGCAAGCGCCCGCUGGUGCUGCGUACGGCCAGCAAGUUCUCGGCCCGCGCCCGCCUGCUCGUCCGCCUCCACGACCGCAAUCACCGCAUGGAGGCCAAGAUCCACAUCGACAGGGACCCCCCCAAGAUAAAAGGGUUUCGCAAGUUCAACAUCCUGACGUCGAGCAGCAAAACCCUCCUGGCAGGGGACAGUCCCCAGGACGGGCUGGUCUGCGACUUCCAGUACCUUACGCUGAAGGAGCAGAAGGACAGCCGGUCGGGCAAGGGCAGCAAAGGCACCGGCGAGGGUCCCCUGGCCGUGACGGAGGAGCUGCACCUCAUCACCUUCACGCUGGCGUACGCCUACUGCGGGCUGGAGCUGGAGCUGGAGACCUCCACGCUGCCCUUCGUCAUCAUCUCCAACAACAACCAGCUCUCCAGCGCCUGGGCCUCCAUCCUCUGGUUCAACAUGCUCAGCAGCAACCCUAAGGAACAACAUUUCUUCUCUUCGCCGCUCCCGGCACCCUGGCCCCGGCUGGCCAAGGUGCUGAGCUGGCAGUUCGAGAGCGUGGCGGAGCGGGGCCUGAACAAGGAGCACCUCCUCAUGCUGGCCGAGAAGCUCUUCGGCUCGAAGCCAUCUCCGGAGAGCACCGUGGCCUGGCCCAAGUUCUCCAAGGACAGCGCCUCCGGCUUCUCCUUCUGGGCCUGGCUGGACGGGAUCCUGGGGCUGCUCCAGGAGCACCUCAAGCAGCUCUGGAAGGAUGGGCUCAUCUUGGGCUUCGUGAGCCGGAAGCAAGAGAAGAAGCUGCUGAAGGGGAAGCGGACGGGGACGUUCCUGAUCCGGUUCAGCGAGAGCAUCCUGGGGGGAGUCACCUGCACCUGGGUGGAGCACCCCGAGACCGGGCCCCCCGCGUUCCGGGCAGUGGUUCCCUACACUGCGGCCGAGCUGGCGUCCCUGGCGCUGCCUGACAUCAUCCGCGACUACCAGCUGCUGGUGGAGGAGAACAUCCCCGAGAACCCCCUCCAGUUCCUGUACCCCAACACCGCCCGCGACGAGGCCUUCGGGCCCUACUACAGCCAGCGGCAGGAGGGGAACCUGACGGAGCAGAAGAAAUACCUGAACCGGCGUCUCAUCCGUGUGUCCUCCAGGCAGGCAAAUGAGUCGUGGCAGACAGAAGAGGAGUUGGUGGCUGCCACGGAAAACCUGGAGAUGCUGCAGCUGCAGCCCAGUGGCCUGGGGACACAGCAGCCGGGUGGCCUGGCACCGCUGCAGCCCGGGGGCUCGGGGACAAUGCAGAUGCUGCAGCCUGGGGGCUCGGGGAUGCUGCAGCCCGGGGGCUUGGGGAUGCUGCAGCCGGGGCCGCAUGGCCUGGAGCCAUCACAGCAGCCGCAGGUGGGAUCGGGGGUCUCGGAAAUGCUGCAGCCAGGGACCAGGGACCUGGAGCUGCAGCCGGUGGGACCAGGGGGCUCGGAGCCACUGCAGCCAGCGGCCGGGGACGCAGGUAUGCCGCAGCCGGUGCUGGGGCCCGUGGAGCCGGUGCUGGUCCCCGAGGGGCUGGGGACGCUGCCACCGGAGCUGAGGGACCUGGAACUGGUACCCGCGAGCCCGGACAUGCAGGAGCUCCUGCGGUCGCUGGCGGAGGGGCUGGAGCCGGGCUCGGGGAUGCUGGAGACGCUGGAGGCGGCAGAGCUGAUGCCCGACAUGUUGGAGGCCAUAGACAGGGGGCUGGAGGGGCUGGGCCCCAGGCUGGAAAGCAGCGCCGUGCUCCUGGACCCCUGUGACCCGUUCCUGCCGCAGCCCGAGGACACGGCCCUGCCCGCCGUCACCUCCCUCUUCACCGCCACCGACAUCCCCUCGCUUCAUAUCGACGCUAACGACUUCCAGUGACUCCCCCCGGCCCCCCCUGUAAAUAAACCUCUUCCCACCCCA